This is a messenger RNA of Medioppia subpectinata, 535 nucleotides long. The record is from the annotation of a GenBank genome assembly. NCBI's taxonomy places the organism in Eukaryota, Metazoa, Arthropoda, Arachnida, Sarcoptiformes, Oppiidae.
AAAACAUCGAUUCCUUCAUAAAAGAAGACAUUCAGAAAUGAACACAAAUGGCUCGUGUAAUAAGACGUCGGAUAGCGUGCCGUCAGUGCCUCGAAAGGCUGUGCGCCGUAUAUUCACUAAUAGCAGAGAGCGCUGGAGGCAGCAGAACGUGAACGGAGCCUUCGCCGACUUGAGACGUCUUGUGCCCACAUAUCCCGCCGACAAGAAGCUCAGCAAAAACGAGAUCCUCAGACUUGCCAUCAAAUAUAUCAAACUUCUUAUGGCUGUUCUCGACUAUCAGAACCAAGAAGAGGGACUCCCGAUGGAAAUGACGUCCAAGAAAGCGGAGCUAACACUCAAUGGUAACGCUUCUCACGAGAGGAACAGAUUUAGUAAAUCCAAACACAGACUACAAGUGAAACAAAGGGACAGAAAACGACGAUAUUAUGUGAAUAUAGGACAGCCGUCGCCCUCCAGUUCACCACUCAAUGACUGCGAUUCUCCGUUUCUCAUCAGUUCCGAUGAGUCCAGUCUUAGCUGUGCUUCAGAUACCGAC